Messenger RNA from Bathycoccus prasinos, 1266 nucleotides. Its product is annotated as magnesium-protoporphyrin IX monomethyl ester cyclase. The transcript is spliced from 2 exons. Gene Ontology annotation, molecular function: magnesium-protoporphyrin IX monomethyl ester (oxidative) cyclase activity; metal ion binding. Gene Ontology annotation, biological process: photosynthesis; chlorophyll biosynthetic process. The record is from RefSeq and is a predicted model, not a curated record. Gene Ontology annotation, cellular component: chloroplast thylakoid membrane. NCBI's taxonomy places the organism in Eukaryota, Viridiplantae, Chlorophyta, Mamiellophyceae, Mamiellales, Bathycoccaceae. Bases 1 to 1266 code for a protein of 421 amino acids.
AUGGCUUCUUCUGUUUUGUCCAUGUCCUUAUCGGCGUCUCUCGCCGGCAAGAGCAAAGUCUUUUCCUCCAAGACAAACAAAUCUAUCUCUUCCAAUAGAAAGGUCUCCAAGAUCACCACGACGGUGCGCGCGACUGGCACCAUGGUGGACGAUAAGACCGGGAUCAAGAAGAUGAGAGACGGCAUCAAAGAAGCCGCGGAUGAGAACUUGUUGACGCCGAGAUUUUACACCACAGAUUUCGACGAGAUGGAACAACUCUUUUCGACGGAAAUCAACCCGAAUCUGGACGAGUCCGAGAUCUUCUCCAUCUUGAACGAGUUCAGAGACGAUUUCAACCAAAAGCACUUUGUCCGCAACGACGAGUUCAAGGCAGCCGCGGACGGGAUCCAAGGCGAACAAAGAAGAAUCUUCAUCGAAUUUCUCGAGCGAUCGUGCACGGCUGAAUUCUCCGGCUUUCUUUUGUACAAGGAACUCGGGAGACGCUUGAAGAAAACGGCGCCAACCGUCGCGGAAAUUUUUACGCUCAUGUCCAGAGAUGAAGCCAGACACGCCGGUUUCUUGAACAAAGCGAUGAGCGACUUUAACUUGGCCUUGGAUUUGGGUUUUUUGACGAAGAACAGACAAUACACUUUUUUCAAGCCGAAGUUUAUCAUGUACGCGACGUACUUGUCCGAAAAGAUCGGCUACUGGAGAUACAUCUCCAUCUACAGACACUUGCAAGCGAACCCGGACGACCAGUUGUACCCGAUCUUCAAGUACUUUGAAAACUGGUGCCAAGACGAAAACAGACACGGUGACUUCUUUUCCGCCAUCUUGAAGGCGAGACCGGAAUUCUUGAACGACACGGAAGCCAAGUUGUGGAGUCGAUUCUUUUGCUUGUCCGUGUACGUCACCAUGUACUUGAACGAUCACUCUCGAUCUGAAUUCUACGAAUCUUUGGGCAUGGACACCACCAAGUUCAACAUGCACGUCAUCCACCAAACGAACAAAACGACCGCGACUAUCUUUCCGCAAGUCAUUGACACGUACAACCCGGCUUUCAAGGCUGGCUUGGACGGCAUGUUGGCGGCGAACCAAAAGAUGGCUGCCAUCUCCAAGUCGGACGACUCUGACAUCGCGAAGGCUUUGGCCAAGGCGCCGUUGUUGGCUACUUUUGCCGCCGAGUUGGUGAAACUCAUGAUCAUGAAGCCGGUUGACUCUGGAUCUGUUGACACGAACUUGGAAGAUCACCACAUGGACGUCAACGAUCCGGCGUUUAUGUACUAA